GAUGUAAUUUGGACUGAUUUGCGUUGUGUGUAACGCUGAGUUGUGUGUCCUGUUCCGCUAUCGAUUUUCGUCGCGUUUGUCAGUCAAAAUAAACCUAGUAACAGCGUUAAAUUCUUCGUAUUUGCAUCGUAAUACAACAAACGCACGAUGACCAUCAUCACCAAGCCAUUGUCCGAGAAAAAGGAGGCGAAGCCUCUGACUCCCAUCGUUCCCGAAAGUCCGAGUGCCCCGGAAGAUGAUGUUGAAUCACAAGCUGGAACCGAUCCGUCUUUCAUUAUUCUGCGUACUCGCGCCCGUCGUGUGUCAACUGUAACAACACUAUGCCUCCUGAUGACUUCCCUCAUCGUCGUCGGCGUUGGCAUCCUCGCCGGCACGCAUCUGUAUCGUCAGUACCUGCGCUCGCAGGUCUUCAAGGGCUGGGCAGCUGUGCCCUAUGAUGUCAGAGAGGCCAUGUACCAGCAGUCAAGCAACGACAAUACGAUGGACAUGAACGAGUACCUGGAGAAAAUGACCAAAGAGCUGUCCAAUGAACUCAACGCUUUCCAGAACACGUUUAGAGAGGAGUUUGAGAUUGACACCUACAAUGGGGACUACGAGAAGAUCACCGUGCCUGAUUUCAAAGAUGGACGCAUGGGUCGAUUCGUGCAUGAUUUCAACAACAACAAGACUGGUAUCAUUGACAUUAGCGGCAAGCGGUGCUUUAUUAUGCCGCUGGAUCGUAAUACCACUCUGCCGCCGCGCUCCCUGCUUGAUCUGGUGCAGAAAAUGUGGGGGGGUUAUUACAAGGUGGACACACAAAUCAUCCGCGAGCAGUACAGGGUAGAGAUUCCGCCAUUGAGUGACGAUGCACAGAUUGGUACCUACAUUGCCGGCGAGUGUGCAGGCAUGCCUAUUUACAAGCUGGAGAAAUACGUUUCGGGAGUAUGGAAGCGAUCUGCUGAACUUCCGAAUGAAGGCAAAUUCGCGCAGUUUGCAGGUAGACAUGUCGUUGAACUCGACAUCAUGAACUUCAAGGAUGUCGAAGAGUACGAAAAGAAUCUUUAAGCGCUCAAAGCACAUUCGGCGCAGAGAAAUUUAAAGCGUUUGGAAGUGAGUAACUAUAUUUAGAUUACAAUUACCAGGAAACCAGAAUUGACGCCCUCUCACAGUGACCGGGCACGGUUAUCUAUAUAUUAACACAUAAUUAAGUAAGCAACCAAUGCAUAAUAACAUUUCUUAACGAUGUGUUUCUUUCGAUUUAUAAAUUAUAUAUAUAAACACGUUUGAUGCAUUUCUGCGUUGGAACAAAUCGAUAUAUUUUUAAUUGUCGCUUCGUUUUUAUUCUACGACCUACGUUUUAAUGGUGUAUGUUUUAUACUCUAUCUAUUGAUGUUACAAAUGUUACAAAAUACAAACAAGACGAGAGAGAGAGAGGAGAAAAUAUUGAGAGAGGCCGAUGGCAAAAUUUGUCUAUUCCGGAGGGCUGUGUUUGCAUCGAGUAAGCAAAAUGCAAUAUUUUUAAAUAUAAAUAAAAGGGCGUGUAUGUAUCAACCGAUGAUAUAAGAAACAAACAACUGUAAUUGUUAUUGUAUUUACGCGCUAUGAGUAAUCCGGUUAUCAGCAUAAUAUAUAUAUACAUCCGACAUACACAAUUCCGAAGCGGCCGAGAGAAACGGAAUCCGAAAUACAUAUUUGAGAUAAAACAGGGAAUCAAGCGUAUAUUGAAACAAUGAUGGAAUUUGUGUAAUAUUGCCAGUAAACUAAUUAAAUUACGCCUGUUCUUGGAGAGUAACUAAAUAAACUUUUAGCUUAUCAUUUACUACAAUUUAUAGAUAAUAUAUAUUUAGGUUGACUAGUUUUGUCACUGAAAGGACGUUAUUAGGUACACGCACGCGCAGGGUGAGUGUCGGAUUGGUUUUUUGUCAAUAUAUUAUUCUACAAUAAAGAAUUUAGAGGUGUAAA
Molecule: messenger RNA, 1941 nt
Organism: Dalotia coriaria
Lineage: Eukaryota; Metazoa; Arthropoda; Insecta; Coleoptera; Staphylinidae
Product: integral membrane protein 2B
Exons: 3
Coding region: 148-1044 (298 amino acids)
Biological process (GO): negative regulation of amyloid precursor protein biosynthetic process
Cellular component (GO): plasma membrane; Golgi apparatus; extracellular exosome
Molecular function (GO): amyloid-beta binding
Source: RefSeq, a predicted model, not a curated record